AGUUAUCUGCCCCUGAAACCGGACGUUGUCAAGCGAUUGUGAAAACAUGAACACGUGUUUGCUGAAACUUCAGAUUUGCUCUGUUCGGGGCUGACAUCGUAAUAAUCAUUUCCACUCAAAAAGAACAUUAGAUAUGCCGAAAGUUAAACAAGACAAGAAAAGCCGUCAGCACCAACAAAUUCAAAAACAAGGCAUCACCUUCAAGCAUGACUUCGGCCAGCACAUCCUCAAGAACCCUCUGGUUGUUGUCAGCAUGGUGGAGAAGGCUGCGCUGCGGCCGACAGAUGUGGUCCUGGAGGUCGGUCCUGGUACGGGCAACAUGACGGUCAAGCUGCUGGAGAAGGUCAAGAAGGUGGUGGCCUGUGAGAUUGACCCCCGUCUGGUGGCGGAGCUGCACAAGAGAGUUCAAGGAACCCCCCAGGCCAGUAAGCUGCAGGUAAUGGUGGGGGACGUCCUCAAGACAGAGCUGCCCUUCUUUGACAUCUGUGUGGCCAAUCUCCCAUACCAGAUUUCAUCUCCCUUUGUCUUCAAAUUACUUCUGCACAGACCUUUCUUCAGAUGUGCUGUGCUGAUGUUUCAGAGAGAGUUUGCCCAGAGACUGGUGGCAAAGCCUGGGGACAAACUCUACUGUCGGCUGUCUGUGAACACACAGCUUCUGGCCCGGGUUGACAACCUGAUGAAGGUUGGCAAGAACAACUUUCGACCACCCCCCAAAGUUGAGUCCAGCGUCGUCAGGAUAGAGCCACGGAACCCUCCCCCUCCCAUAAACUUCAAGGAGUGGGAUGGCCUGGUGAGAAUUUGCUUUGCGAGGAAAAACAAGACUAUAGGAGCUGCCUUCAAAUUCACCAAAGUAUUGAAUCUGAUGGAGAAGAACUACAAGAUUCAUUGUUCUGUCAAUAACAUAACAAUACCUGCAGAUUUUGACAUCAAGGAAAAAGUAGUGAAGAUUCUUGAAGAGACCAGCUUUGACAAGAAGCGAGCCCGCACAAUGGAUAUUGAUGACUUCCUGGCGCUGUUGAACAGUUUCAACAAGGACGGCUUCCAUUUCUCCUGAUGCAAGAUGUGGUUCCAGUAUUGUCUGAUGCAGUGUGGGAACUUUCGAUGGACAACAGGCAGUGGGCUCUUCAUGGACAGUGAAGCUUCAUUUGUAUGUUUCUGUGAACACUGAACAUCUCUGUAAAAGGCGAUUAUGCUUGUCAUAAGAGGCGACUAACGGGAUUAGAUGGUCAGACUCGCUGACUUGGUUGAUGCAUGUCAUCGAUCCCAAUUGCGUGGAUCAAUGCUCAUGAUAUUAAUCACUGGAUUGUCUAUCAAUCACUGGAUUGGCUAGUACAGACUCGAUAAUUUACAGACCUCUGCAUAUGGCUGGAAUAUUGCUGAGUGCGGCGUAAACAACAAACCAACUGUGACAUCUGAAUGCAUGAAUGCCAGUUGUACAGUACACAUCGUCAUGAGCUGGAACACUCUGAAGUCUGUCAUGAAGCUUGUGUCAAGGAAUCUCAGACACUGAAUAUCGUGGAACACUAUUGACUGCCAACAGUGGUGGCUGUCAGUCUGACCGGUAUUACAUUAGUGCCAAUACCUUGAGCUACAGUGUGUGUACUGUAUCGUGACGUAUAUCAGCAGCAUGUCAUAUGGUAUGAAUGAAUUUUAUACUAUUUGCUGACAGUGUGUAUAUAUGUGUGUGCAGGAGUUCUCGAGCCAUUGUAUAUUUAAAAAGUUUUCAGAACAUGAUGGGUGACGAAUGACUACAAGAAUUGUUAAAAAAAGACACGAAGCCUGUAAAUCGAUUCUAUAAACACUUGUUUAUUUGGUCAGUGCCAGAAAAUAAAUAUGUAUGUACA
Messenger RNA from Haliotis rufescens (red abalone), 1844 nucleotides. Its product is annotated as probable dimethyladenosine transferase. Gene Ontology annotation, cellular component: mitochondrial matrix. Gene Ontology annotation, biological process: rRNA methylation. The record is from RefSeq and is a predicted model, not a curated record. Lineage: Eukaryota; Metazoa; Mollusca; Gastropoda; Lepetellida; Haliotidae. The transcript is spliced from 12 exons. The coding region runs from base 134 to 1054 and encodes 306 amino acids. Gene Ontology annotation, molecular function: rRNA (adenine-N6,N6-)-dimethyltransferase activity.